Messenger RNA from Gasterosteus aculeatus aculeatus (three-spined stickleback), 3086 nucleotides. RefSeq names its product coiled-coil domain containing 191 (gene ccdc191). The record is from RefSeq and is a predicted model, not a curated record. Lineage: Eukaryota; Metazoa; Chordata; Actinopteri; Perciformes; Gasterosteidae.
GGCUCCUUCAAAUGCGGUCGACGAGUGCAGCCUUCCUGUCCCCAAUUCGGAGGACAUAUCUGAUGUAGUCUUUUUAUUCAGGAUGGAGAGCGCAACAGGUUGCUGGGCAACUGGAGCGGCACAGGAAAAGCUGGUGACGCAAAAGGAAAUCCAAGGAACGUUAUUAGCCAAGGCAGAUGAUGACAUUCCCAGGUCACAAUCCUGACCUGUUCAGGUGGCGGGGGAUCGGCAAGAGUAGAAAACCUGCGGACAAGAUGCAUGUGAAAAAUGCGAUAUGCGAUAUCGACCAGUGGAGAAAGCGGGUGGAGGUGGCCUCCGAGUUUGCCGUUUCAGAAGUCUUCUCCCACAAGAAACCUCGUUCAGGAACCAACUGCCGAGCUGUGCCGCUGCAAAGCUCUGACCAGUUACGAGAUCACGAUGACGCUUACAGUGAAGCUCAGGCUCUUCUUGGCGAUUGGCUGAGCAGUAAGUUGCGGCUGGAGCUGGAGGUGGAGGAGGAAGAUGACCUGAUGUGCUGCGAUGAGAGGAGAAGCCCCACUGGACCUGCUGCUGCUCAGCCCGCCGCCCUCAACUACAGCAACUUUGAUGAUCUGUAUAACUGCCUGGCCGAGGAGGAAGAACAGACUGCCGUUAACAGCUUCCUGCAAGACCUGAUGGAGCAAGAGGUGUUAGACUCCGCGGUGAUGGAGGAACUGGCACUGGACGUUGGACAAAAGAGGAAGACGUUCAGAGAUCCGAUUGUAACCAUGGCAGCGCGACAGCUUCAGGUGCGAGAGAACCGAGCCCGGCGGGAGUCCGAGAGGCAGAGGCAACAAGGGGAGAGGGAGGCUCUGCGGGGUGCCGGAGAGGAGGCAAAGAGGAGGGAGCGAGAGAAGGAGACAAGAAAGAGGCAGCAGGCGCGUAGACAGGAGGAGAUGGUGCAGCAGGAGAUGGUGACACUGCGGCGCGUUAUGGAGGAGAAGAGAGGCCUGGAACGGCUGGUUCGACAGAGGGAAAGCGGGAGAGUGGAAGGUAUAAGGACAGCCAGAAGCCUCCAGUCAGCUCCUUGUCCUCCCUCAAACCAGCAGCCGCAGGAGAGGGAGCGACUUUAUAAGGAACAGAAACUCCAAACCAUGGUUGUCAUGGUAAAUCUCAAGUGUCUGCAGAGGCAUUUCUCUGGAUGGUAUUCGGUCGUGUUGGACCGGAGGCUGCGUUUAGGGAAGGCCACGGCCCUCUGUGACUGGAAGCGGCAGCUGAGAGCCUGGCGUGCGUGGCGGGCAGCGGUGUGGGCGGAGCAGCGGCGGCGAGAGUUGGUGAGAACAGAAGAGGAUCUACGAGCUGAACACAGACAAUCCAAGCUGGCCGUGGAGAGCGACCGAAGGCGGUUGCUACGCCGAUGUCUGAAUGAGUGGCAGCUGUGGUGUCGGAGGGAGAAAGAACAACGAGCGCUUUUGGCCCAGCAGCAGGAGACCCGUCGCAAGAUGGCCGCCUUGAUCAACGCCGCAUCGAGAGGCAAACUCGUGGCCACUGAACCUCCGAGGAUCCAGGCAAUCAUCCCAUCUGAGGCCUCUGACCCACCAGAGACCCCGGAGAAGGACCACCAGAGGUCAAGCACUUUGGCCCCUAAAGCCUCCGCGGUCGCUCAGCAUAAGAACCCUGAGGGUGCCGAGGCCCCGCCCACUCUGCCGUGGCAGGUGACCAGACGCCACGCGGCGCCGACCGCUGCAGCGCUCCACGGGGCACAGCAGAGAGGCGUCCAGCAGCAGAUCAUCACGCAGCAGAGGAAGCUGUUGAAGGAUCAGCAAGAGCAGAUCGCCCAGCUGAGGAGGGAGCAGAGCGCGAUGGGUUUGGAGCUGGAAAUGGAGAAAACCACACAGCUCGCUCAGCGGUCAGCGAGAAGAGGAGCGAGAGCAAAGAGCUGCGACUUUGAUCCCAGAGAGCCGAGGGCAUCAAGAGUUACUGGGGAACCCGACAGUCUCCAUCCACCGCCGAGGAAAGCUGCCACGCGGCAGACGUGCUCCCAUCCAGUCAUCACGGCCAUGGAGGUCCGUGCACGGCAACGUGCAGAACGGAGGAAGGAAAUCGAGGAACUCAAGAGAAAAAAGGAUGAGGAAAAACUGGCUCAGAUGAAAGCUGCCGAGGAGCAGAGGCAGCAGGAGGAGGAGGAGGAGAAACGCAAAGCAGCUGUAAAGAAAAGAGAGGAGAAAAGGCAGGAAAGAGAGAGGGAAGAGGAGAAACAGAGGCAACGGCAGAGGCAACAGGACCUCCUGAAGCUGGCCCGUCAACAUUACGACAGAAAGUUGCUGCUGCGGCGAGGCCUGGCGCCAUGGAAACGAAUCAUUCAGAUCAGACAAGCCAACGCACAGCUGGCCGAGAGUCAUCACAAUCUCCUGCUCCUGAGGCGGUGCACGCUGGGCUGGCAGCAAUCAGCCAGAGAGACGCAGGCUGAGAAAGAAGCUUCUGUUGACCAAGUGUACCGGCGCUUCUUGCUUCGGAGGAGCUUAAGCUGCUGGAAAAGACUGAAUGACUGGCGGAUGAUUCAAGAGGAGAGAGCCGUGCGUUUCCAUCGCACGCGCACUCUCAGGAGGUUUCUGCUGGCACUGCUGGACCAUGUGACCCGGGAGAGGCUUGUGCAGUGGGACCGUCAGGAGCUGGCUCAGGAGCACAAUAACAGACGGUUGCUGUGGCGAUGUUUGCAGGCCUGGAGGCAGCUUCCCUGCCUGAUGCGCAAGGAAAGAGUGAGAGACGAGCGGCGGGAGAAGCUGGGAAGGAGAGUGACUGAAGUUCUGCCGGAUUUCUGCUCCUAUCCACCGUAAAGCCUCUGGGAGAAACGCACUCCCCACACAUACAUACAUCCCAACAGCUCUGGAGCGCACACACACAUACAAACACUAAAUGAAUACACUGGCACGAUUCUCAAUCAUUUAAUACAAAUAAAUAAUUUCAUACAAACACAACUAGACCAUUACAACUUUUAGGAUUCAGUCCUUUAAUGUCCCGGAGUGCGAACUUCUCAAGGUGACGUUAAUGUGAACUGGUGUGUUUGCUUAUAAAUAAUUCAGGAUUUCCGUUUAAACCAGAUAAGAGAAUAAAAGUAACUUAAUAUA